Messenger RNA from Coffea arabica (coffee), 1371 nucleotides. NCBI's taxonomy places the organism in Eukaryota, Viridiplantae, Streptophyta, Magnoliopsida, Gentianales, Rubiaceae. The record is from RefSeq and is a predicted model, not a curated record.
AUGGUGCAUAAGGCCUCAAUUGAAAGUGUUGACAAACUUCUGAGGGAUAUAAUGGACUCAAACGAUCUGUUUGGAUCAAAGGUCAUUGUUUUUGGAGGCGAUUUCCGUCAAGUCUUGCCAGUGGUAACAAAGGGAUCAAAAUCUGAAUUUAUUGAUGCAAGCAUAGUCAAUUCAUACAUAUGGCCACAGCUACAUAAGUUACAUCUGACUCAAAACAUGAGAGCAAGACAUGAUCCAGAGUUCACUCAAUAUCUACUUCGCAUUGGAAAUAUAACAGAACCAGUUAUCUUCAACAAUUCUAUCCAGAUACCUCCAUCGAUGCUAAUAAGAUAUACAAAUGAGGAAGAAUCAAUGAUUGCACUGAUCAGGAUGGUGUUUCCAGAUUUGAAAGCUUUUUCUCAGGAAAAUUUAUCUGCAGUUAACCGUGCUAUACUCACGACAAAAAAUGACUAUGUCGAUGAAAUUAAUGAGAGGCUCAUUGUACACUUAGAAGGACAACUGCAAGAAUAUAUCAGUCGAAACAAGUGUAUCGACAAUUCUGAGCAGACAAUCAUAGAGGACUUGCUAAACAGUUUGACUCCAAAUGGUUUCCUGCCCCAUAAGCUACUUGUUAAACCAUACUGUCCUAUCAUGUUACUGAGAAACAUUGAUGCGCCUCAGGGAUUAUGCAACGGCACUAGACUCAUAUGCAAAUCCUUGAGCUCAAAUAUCAUACAUGCCGUUAUAACAUGUGGUGAAUUUGCUGGAAAAGAGGUCUUCAUCCACAGAAUUUGUUUCAGAGCAGAGAACAAUUCAGACUCACCAAGAGCUACUACUGCUACCAGAGAAGUGGUGAUUAUAGAUAAAAGCAUGAUGCCUGUGAUUCUGACUCUUUGGGGUGAGCAUGAAACAGAUGAAGGCCAAGCGAUUGCAAAUGUCAUUGACACAAUGCCACUGAUUGUUGCACUUCGAAUUAAAGUAUCAUCAUAUCACAGCAAGGCUACUGAGACUCAAGCAGAAAUCAAGAAACUGAUAACAGAAAAAGCAUACCACAAUCGAGCUAAGCUUCUGCAACAACUAAGAGAUGAUGAGCUAACCACUAUUCAAGACUUUCUUGCAUUUCCUACGAAAAAAGCCUACUGGUUGCAUGGUACUCCAAGAUUACUAGACAAGAACGAACGAUUAUGGUAUAAUGCUUGUCCACAAUGCCAUAAAUCGUUCAGAGGAAAGCCUGUCUGGAAAAUUGUUUGCACUUCAUGCAACAAACAAGUGAAUAUUGCUCCAAGAUGCCGAUUAACUUUAGAACUUGCUGAUUAUUCUGGAGUUUUAACGCUUGAUCUUUAUGACAACGAUGCUCUUCAAUUACUACCUUUCACCCUAUUAGAGAUAUAG